Messenger RNA from Podospora pseudocomata, 946 nucleotides. RefSeq names its product Mediator of RNA polymerase II transcription subunit 31 (gene soh1). Bases 234 to 629 code for a protein of 131 amino acids. Gene Ontology annotation, molecular function: transcription coregulator activity. Gene Ontology annotation, biological process: regulation of transcription by RNA polymerase II. Lineage: Eukaryota; Fungi; Ascomycota; Sordariomycetes; Sordariales; Podosporaceae. The transcript is spliced from 2 exons. Gene Ontology annotation, cellular component: core mediator complex; mediator complex. The record is from RefSeq and is a predicted model, not a curated record.
UGCUGCCGCUGUAGUAAACGGCCGAGCAGGCAGCUGUAGCCCUGCAAGUGGGGUGCCAUAUCCCUGGAAAAAGCCCAAUUUAGCGCAGUGAAGCUCCCUGCAUUCAGCGGCUCUUCGCUGGCAACUUCCGCGCUUUCGACCCGAACAACUGCGUCACACAAGCACCUUGAUAACCAGGCACCGUCGCUUUACCUGAUCUGCGACCUGGACAGCCUCACCUGAACAUCAACAACAUGGCAUCCGAACCAAUGUCAAUAGGCAGCUCAGCCCAAGAUCCCCCUCCAGUGCCCGACGCGACCUCGCAGGAGCCAAAGUACGGCGGCCACACACGUUUCGAGCUAGAAUUGGAGUUUGUCCAAGCCCUAGGGAACCCAGAAUAUGUUAACUACCUGGCCUCCCGGAAAUUCCUCCAAAAUCCCGCCUUUGUUGCGUACCUCGAUUACUUGCAAUACUGGACGCGCCCGCCAUAUCUCCAGUAUAUCACAUAUCCUACUUCGUGUCUGAAGAUGCUAGAGCUUCUUCAAGUCGAGCGCUUCAGAAAGGAUAUCCUGUCGCCGAACUUGACGCAUGCGCUGGUUACCGAGGGAAUGAAGGCUGCGGUGGAGUGGCAUCGCGAGUCGUUGAGCUGAGGGAGACCGCGGAAGCAGGAAAACGAAAGAGACGGCACAACCAUCGUCGCGCUGUGCCCAUGAGAGCACAUAUAGCGGCGGAGUUGUAUGUACACGUGCGCGCUGAGGAAUGCCGCCUGAGAUGACGGCGCACGCUGAGAAGAAGGACAACCCGGCAGCAGGGUGGUGCGACAUUGAUAGACACGUGGGCAAGGAUGUAUAUUUUCCAGACGCGGUCUCCUUGAUGAGAGGCAGGCACAUCUCCCGUUGAUAUAUCCAACAUAAACGCCAACCACCAGAUAAUGAAUAAUCAAGAUACCCCCAUAACCAGAACUCCA